This is a messenger RNA of Cordyceps fumosorosea ARSEF 2679, 588 nucleotides long. RefSeq names its product Ctr copper transporter. Gene Ontology annotation, cellular component: plasma membrane. The record is from RefSeq and is a predicted model, not a curated record. Gene Ontology annotation, molecular function: copper ion transmembrane transporter activity. Gene Ontology annotation, biological process: copper ion transmembrane transport; intracellular copper ion homeostasis. The transcript is spliced from 2 exons. Lineage: Eukaryota; Fungi; Ascomycota; Sordariomycetes; Hypocreales; Cordycipitaceae. The coding region runs from base 1 to 588 and encodes 195 amino acids.
AUGAACUUCAACCCCCGCCACGCAGGAAUGGACAUGGACAUGGGUUCGUCCGCCGAUUCUUCCGGCCACUCCUCGAUGAUGGCCAUGGUCUUCCAGACGCAGACGGCAACGCCGCUCUACUCGGACGCCUGGACACCGCGCGGCGCCGGGGCGUAUGCCGGCACCUGCAUCUUCCUCAUCGUGCUGAGCGUGAUCGCGCGGCUGCUCGUGGCGCUGCGGGCGACGCAGGAGGCGCGUUGGCUGGACCGCGAUACCAACCGGCGGUACGUCGCCGCGCGCGGGCGCGUGCCGCUCGCCGAGGCCGUCGCGCACGACCCGGACGCCAAGACCAUGGUGCUCUCGGCCAACGGCGUCGAGGAGUCGGUGGUGGUGGUGGCUGCGCGCAAGGAGGCGGCGGCGAUGGCGCGGCCCUGGCGCUUCUCGGUCGAUCCGGUCCGCGCGCUGCUCGACACGACCAUUGUCGGCGUGGGUUACCUUUUGAUGUUGGCGGUCAUGACGAUGAAUGUCGGAUACUUCAUGUCGGUCCUCGGCGGUGUCUUCCUGGGCAGCUUGGCGGUCGGUCGCUUCGGAGGUCAUAUGGACCACUGA